AUGGCUGGACUAUUUGCUUUCGAUAGACACGAUUUAACGGCUGUUCUUGCAGAAUUUUUAGGAACUGCUUACUUUUUGUUUAUGGGUGUUGGGGGCGCCAUCGCUUUUGGAUCAUCUUCAAUUGCUGGUAUUGGCAUUCCAUUUUCUUUCGGAUGGUCUCUCAUGGUAAAUGUCUUCCUUUGGGCUCCAAUUUCAGGAGGGGUGCUUAAUCCUGCCAUAACCAUUGGUUUAAUGGCUACCCGUAGCUUAAAACUUAUACGGGGUUUGUUAUAUAUAAUCGCCCAAUUGUUGGGUGCCCUUCUUGGAUCAUUCCUUAUUAAAGUUCUCCUACCUGGUGAUCCUAAUGGUGCUACUGUAUUGGGUCCCAAUACAUCUGUUGCUCAAGGUUUCUUUUUAGAAAUGUUUGCUACCUCUGUCUUAACAUUUGCUGUACUCUUUAUGGCAAUUGAGAAACACGCUGUCUUCAUGGCUCCAUUUGUAAUUGGUAUUUCCUUAUUCAUCUCAGCAUUAGCCAUUUUUGGAAAUUAUGGUAAUGGACAUUGGAUUUAUUAUUUUGGUCCCACUGCCGGUAGUUUGUUAGCUGCUGGAUAUUGGUAUUUGUUCACCAAAUUAGAUUAUAAAAAGGCAUCCGGUGGCGAUAAAGAGGACGAAGAAUUUAAUUUCAAUGGGUCAAAACCUGAAAAUGAAACUAAUGAAACUAAUGAAACUAUGGCUUAA
This is a messenger RNA of Scutellospora calospora, 717 nucleotides long. The record is from the annotation of a GenBank genome assembly. NCBI's taxonomy places the organism in Eukaryota, Fungi, Glomeromycota, Glomeromycetes, Diversisporales, Gigasporaceae.